UUGAAGGGGCUGCAUUAUGUAAGCACAACAGUACUACAAUAUAAUACGUUCAUACUUACAUUAUAUUAUUGACAAUAUGUCUUCAGUUUAUAUUAAAAUGCAGCAAAUGUUUUGGAAUUGGUUGAUUAUUCUUUUUUUAACCAGUAGUCUUCAGUGUCUUUAAAAAGAAAAAAAAGGAAAAAAACAUGACAAACGUCUUUCUUUUCGGGCAGGAAAUCAGACGACUAGGAAAUAAAAACAAAGUGUCAGUCAAGCUCCACAGCAGACAAGCUGCUCUAAGGCUGAAUGCAUCCAAUUAAAGUCUAGAUGAGCUCUCAAGUUCACACAUCUCACGUUAUCUCUUGAAAAGGAAACUGUUUAUUCGAUUGAAUUUGCCAUUUUGUCCUGCCUUUUUGAAGUAUGUUCAUGACUUUUAAACUUCGAUGCUUUUUGCUGACGCCAAUCCUUCUUUUUGGAAUACCUGUUCAUUGCAAAGAGGAGGAAUCCACAAAAAUCAUUCUCCAUGGAGAGAGAGGGGCAAAUAUUCUCAUACCAGGUCUGGAGUCUUCUGGUAGAGUGACCGAGUGGCAAGUCCAGAAAGACCCGGCCAAGAGUUUCGAACCAAUCCUAAUUUAUUUUGCUCAGACGUCUGAGCCAAGCAUUUAUGCUGAGUAUGAUAAAGGCCGCAUUGACUUUUUUCCUGAAAAUGCCUCCUUCCUUUUGCGGAACCUUCAAAAAAGCGACGAAGGCAUGUACAGGAUCACACAAGAUCAAAAGAUAAAGGACAGCAGGCUAUACAAACUCUGUGUGAUGGAAAAGCUUGUGAUCUCAAGAAAGGAUGCAGUGGAGAAUUGCAGCAUCACACUGUCCUGUAACAUAACUGUAGAAGGUCCAUGCAGGUGGCUGAAGGAUGGGGGAAAUAUCUCUCAUGGUAUCUUUCAUCUCAGUAACAACCAGGAAAUCACUCUGGAUGGAACAAGAACUGACGUCUGGGGCACCUACACCUGCAUCAGCGGAUAUCAAACUGUUGAUUACAUUCUGCAGUCUGUUCCAGGUGAGAAAUGCAAUGUUCGGGAAAGCCUGACAACGACAAUCCUUUCAGUAAUAUUUACUGUUACAAUUGUUGCUGUUUUCAUGCUUUUCCUUUGGAAAGGCCGAAGAUCUCAAAGGGCCUUGAUAAACGAUGCUGGAGGUCCAACAGUAAUGUACAAUGAAGCUACAAGUCAAGAAGACACACACCAUUUCUAGUGUAAUAAGAUCUGUGAAAGCGUUAAU
Molecule: messenger RNA, 1254 nt
Organism: Acipenser ruthenus (sterlet)
Lineage: Eukaryota; Metazoa; Chordata; Actinopteri; Acipenseriformes; Acipenseridae
Exons: 5
Coding region: 400-1227 (275 amino acids)
Source: RefSeq, a predicted model, not a curated record